Molecule: messenger RNA, 279 nt
Organism: Ilex paraguariensis (yerba mate)
Lineage: Eukaryota; Viridiplantae; Streptophyta; Magnoliopsida; Aquifoliales; Aquifoliaceae
Source: the annotation of a GenBank genome assembly
AUGUUCCAAAUACUAUCGACAAUUCUACCUGAAACACGAAGAGUGAAAGUCUGCUCUAGAGAUAUCUCUAUCUGCUUCAUCCGUGUCACCGGUGGAGCUGCCGUAUUCAUCGGCAGUGUCCUAGCCGGAAACUUCCAAUGGACGGCGGGUGUCGGUGGCGGAGGUGUUGGUUGUGCAGUCGAACCGCAUGGGUGCACGUUUGAUUUCAAGGCCAUGGGGAGAGAGGCCAUAGCAAAUGCCAAACCUGUGAUCAAAGCGGCGAAGUUGGAGAAGAUAUGA